GCCGCGGGACCUGGCGCGGGGGCGACGCGGAGCGGGGGGAGCCGGGGCCGCCCGCACCCUCCUCACCUUCCCUUCGCCUCUGUGCGCCGCCGAGCCCCUCCGGCGCUGCCCCCGGGCGCGGCUGCGGAGAGCGGCGCUCGCCCACCAUCAUGGAAGACGACGGGCAGCCCAGGACCCUCUAUGUAGGAAACCUGUCCAGAGAUGUGACUGAGGUUCUCAUACUUCAGUUAUUCAGCCAGAUUGGACCAUGCAAAAGCUGUAAAAUGAUAACAGAGCAACCCGAUAGCAGAAGGGUCAACUCUUCUGUUGGAUUUUCUGUUUUGCAGCAUACAAGCAAUGACCCUUAUUGCUUUGUGGAAUUUUAUGAACACAGAGAUGCAGCUGCUGCAUUAGCUGCUAUGAAUGGGAGAAAAAUUUUGGGAAAGGAGGUCAAAGUAAACUGGGCAACAACACCAAGUAGCCAGAAAAAAGAUACAUCCAAUCACUUCCAUGUGUUCGUUGGGGAUUUAAGUCCAGAAAUAACAACAGAAGACAUCAAGUCAGCAUUUGCUCCUUUUGGUAAAAUAUCGGAUGCACGGGUAGUUAAAGAUAUGGCAACUGGAAAGUCAAAAGGCUAUGGUUUUGUAUCUUUUUAUAACAAACUGGAUGCAGAAAAUGCUAUUGUACACAUGGGAGGCCAGUGGUUGGGAGGCCGCCAGAUCAGAACUAACUGGGCAACAAGGAAACCACCAGCCCCUAAAAGUACACAAGAAAAUAAUACAAAACAGUUGAGAUUUGAAGAUGUAGUAAAUCAGUCAAGUCCAAAAAAUUGUACUGUGUACUGUGGAGGAAUUGCCUCGGGGCUAACAGAUCAGCUUAUGAGACAGACUUUUUCACCCUUUGGACAGAUUAUGGAAAUAAGGGUGUUUCCAGAAAAAGGUUACUCAUUUGUCAGGUUUUCAACCCAUGAAAGUGCAGCACAUGCUAUUGUUUCAGUUAAUGGAACCACAAUUGAAGGACAUGUUGUUAAAUGUUAUUGGGGUAAAGAAUCCCCUGAUAUGACUAAAAACUUCCAACAGGUGGAUUACAGUCAGUGGGGACAAUGGAGCCAAGUAUAUGGAAACCCUCAGCAGUAUGGGCAAUAUAUGGCUAAUGGGUGGCAAGUACCAUCAUAUGGAAUGUAUGGCCAAGCAUGGAAUCAACAGGGUUUUGGAGUAGACCAAUCUCCAUCUGCUGCCUGGAUGGGUGGAUUUGGUGCUCAACCUGCCCAGGGACAAGGUGCUCCUGUAAUACCUAACCAAGCUGGAUAUGGUAUGGCAAGCUACCAAACACAGUGAGCUGGGACUCUGUUUAAAAGUGUGUAUUUCAUGAUAGGCUGCAGUUUCCAGUGACAUUCUGAAGACUGGAAUGUAGACAAUGAAAAAACAAAAGAAAAUAUUUAUUUUAAAAAUGGAAAUGUUUGGAACCUUUAGCACAGCUUUGCUUUGGUGAAGGACACAAAUGUCUUCUAGUUCUGCCUUUUUAAGUUUUUGUUCAUGAUGGAUAUGAACAUGUUUUUCUUUGUGUACAAAACUUAAAAAUAAAGUCAAUAAAGACAAUUCUGACUACAAA
Messenger RNA from Melospiza georgiana, 1590 nucleotides. It is a transcript of the gene TIAL1, whose product is annotated as TIA1 cytotoxic granule associated RNA binding protein like 1. NCBI's taxonomy places the organism in Eukaryota, Metazoa, Chordata, Aves, Passeriformes, Passerellidae. The transcript has 12 exons. The record is from RefSeq and is a predicted model, not a curated record. Gene Ontology annotation, molecular function: mRNA binding; DNA binding. The coding region runs from base 150 to 1316 and encodes 388 amino acids.